CAGAGACUUUCUUCUGCAGGAGAUGUCCGAGCAAAUGAAACAAAAAGUAACAGACCGUCAAUGGAGAAAUCAGCUACUAUUCCUAAUCGAAAAUCUCAAACUUCCAGAAUGUCCGAAAGUCGUGACCCUAAAUCAAGAAAUUCCAGCAGUCUAAAUGUAACUUCUGAUAUGAAGUCGAGGACUUCUGAAACGCGUGAUAUGAAAUCUAGAAAUUCCACGAGUCAAGAUGUCCGAUCGCGAACUUCAUCGACUCAAUCUGUGACUUCUGCUAAAGCUAAUACUUCCAGAGAUUCUAGUUUACGGAAAUCUGGAAAAAUUUUGCCGCCAUCUUCUAAAGAAAGGUCUUCCAGAAAUUCUACUUCGCUGAUGGAAUCCAGAAAUUCUGCUGAAAGACCAUCCAAGAAUUCCAAUGUUAGUGCUUCCUCCAAAUUUCAUACUUCCAUGUCGACAUCAACUCUUGAUAGUGUUGGGAAGAAACCAACUGUUCCACGAUCUAGUUCUUUACAUCGAUCUGGCAGUCUUCCUCAGAUGAAAAAACGGCUUUCAGAAUCUUCCUCCUCACAGGUUUGUCUCAUUUUGUUUCAUUUUUCUUGUCAAUCAUUGAUAAUCUUUCUUUCUAGAGUAUUGAGAUCUGAUUUUACAAUUAAAAAAUGA
Lottia gigantea (owl limpet) is the source of this 654-nucleotide messenger RNA. RefSeq lists its product as hypothetical. The transcript has a single exon. The annotation marks the transcript as partial. NCBI's taxonomy places the organism in Eukaryota, Metazoa, Mollusca, Gastropoda, Lottiidae. The record is from RefSeq and is a predicted model, not a curated record.